GUGUUUAUAUGUCAGUGUUUCUAAUGGAUUAUCAUUUCUCUCUCAGGCUGGCUGGGUGUAAUCUAUCAGAUAAAAGCUGUGCAGAUCUGGCCUCAGUUCUCAGCUCAAACUCCUCAACUCUGAGAGAACUGGACCUGGGUGUUAAUGAACUGCAGGAUUCAGGAGUGAAGCUGCUCUCUGCUGGACUGAAGAAUCCACACUGUAAACUGGAGACACUGAAGCUGAUGAACUGCAGUAUUACAGGAGAAGGCUGUGCUGCUUUAGCUUCAGCUCUGAAAUCAAACCCCUCACACCUGAGAGAGCUGCAUCUGAUCUCCAAUAAUCCAGGAGAGUCAGGAAAGAAGCUGCUCUCUGAUCUACAGAAGGAUCCUCACUUUAAACUGGAGAAACUAUACUUCUGAAAACCUGACCUGCUCUUAUUGGCCAAUCUGGGCUCUUCAUCAGCUCUUCAUUCAGCACUUCUGUGGAGUUUAGAAGCUUCCAAAAUGUUCAUAUGAGCUGAAGUGAGAUCCGGCUGUUCAGCAGCUGGAAUAGCUGAACUAAACAGUAACAGAUCAUUAUCAGAACAGCUCUAAUCUUCUUAUCAGAGUGGAAAUAGAACCUUGUUGAUUUCUAUAUUGUGGAGUUUAGUAGGAAAGUGGGAGUCUUGUCUGUCAAAAACUGAAAUUUUCACAGAUGAUAUUUUGGUUCCAGAAGAUUCUUAAUUCCUACUGAAAGUCAGUGAGAGGUAGAGCAGCAUUUUCAGACUCUUGGGUAAAUACCCCGAGCUCUAAAUCAUUGGCUGUGCUAAAAUGUGGUGUGGAAUCUGGUUUAGAGAGAUCUGAAUCUACACAUACAGUAUAGUACACUUUUAUAUUCUGUAUAGCAGGCAGAGCAGUGAGGGUUAACCAGUCGACAGUGAUCAGUUCAGCACUGUCUUUUACUUUUAUCAUGUUGUUUAAAUCAAUUAGAAAUGUGUGGAAACCUUCAUAAACUGUAUAAACUCUAUCCAAACUCAUUAUUUUAACUUUUACAGAGCCUUAAAAUGUGUUUUGUUUCCUUUUAAGCACUUCUAACCAGAAACAGGAGCUGGAAAUUUUCUAUAUACAUUAAAUAACUUGUAUUUUGUUUAACAGUGUUUAUCUGCAUUUUCCCUGUAAAAUAAGUAAAUAAAUACAUAUAUAAAUGAAA
This is a messenger RNA of Astyanax mexicanus (Mexican tetra), 1170 nucleotides long. RefSeq names its product ribonuclease inhibitor-like. The transcript is spliced from 3 exons. The record is from RefSeq and is a predicted model, not a curated record. Gene Ontology annotation, molecular function: protein binding. Bases 9 to 401 code for a protein of 130 amino acids. Lineage: Eukaryota; Metazoa; Chordata; Actinopteri; Characiformes; Acestrorhamphidae.